Sporisorium graminicola is the source of this 1212-nucleotide messenger RNA. RefSeq lists its product as uncharacterized. The record is from RefSeq and is a predicted model, not a curated record. Bases 1 to 1212 code for a protein of 403 amino acids. The transcript has a single exon. NCBI's taxonomy places the organism in Eukaryota, Fungi, Basidiomycota, Ustilaginomycetes, Ustilaginales, Ustilaginaceae.
AUGGACCUGGAAGAGCCUCGACUGGUGCUCGACCUGCGACCAUCGUCAGCAUUCCACCAAGCACAUCUCGUCGGAUCCUAUCACAUAUCGCCCAUCUCGGAACUCAAGUCUCGAUAUAGCUACCUUCCACCGCGAAAUGUUGCUUUCCUCGUCCUGGCUGAUCACGAUCAACACGACGAAGCAGCAGAGGCUUUCUCUUCCAUUCCAUCAGCAAGGCUGAUCUAUCUCACCUCUCAAGAACCGGCAUCUGAACCGACUACAUCUAGCAAUCUCGUAUCUCACCGCAGCUUCUUCGACUCCGCACGGAGCUUAGGCCUGCUGCGCUCCUCUUUCUCGCACCAAGAGCGUAUCACUGCCAGGCUCGAGAAAGACAAAGCGGAUACCAGCCGAGACGAUGUGCCGGAGCUGCUCUUUCGUCCGUCAAAUGCUGUUCGAAGGACAGUCUCCUCUUUGGAGGCCGAUUCGAGCCAGAGAAGUUCACUCAAUGUGUUGGACUUGGGUUGUGGCGCAGCCAGGGACCUAGCGUGGAUUCUGCACGGCUCGCGUACUCGCAGCGCUUCUACCACCUGGACCGGCGUCGGCGUCGACAAUUGGAAAGCAGCUCUCCAUCGUGCUGACCAGCUCAUGGACGAUCUGCUCCUGAGCUCCAGUUCACAAAGCGAUAUGCAUGGCUCGCAAUCCAUCCCACGCUGCGACAAGCUUUUGUGGGCCAAAUGCAGCGACGAUGGCUUUCUCGAGCCGCUUCUAGGCACAGGCAAAGGCAGAUCGAUACAGACAGCCGCAGAUAUUCCAGAGCUGUGGCAGACUUGCCAUCAGCUUGGACUUGCACCCCUCCUCCCUGGCACGCCUGACAUCUACAGGGAACAGUCCAAGUUCGACCUCGUUCUCAGCGUCCGCUUUCAUCCACGAGCUCUCCUUCCUCGUCUGUCGCGCAUUGUCCGAGCGGGCGGCAUCAUCUUGCUCAGCCACUUUGUCACUCUUUCGGACGCCCAACGCAUCGCAGCGAGACGGGCCUACCCAGAAGCAAUCAUCGACUAUGUUUCACCGCCGCAAGCAGGGCGCAUCCAGCCCGGCGAGAUCGAGUGUCUGCUCCAGACUUGGACUGCAACCGAAGCAGGUGGUCACAGCUGGGUCAUCGAUGCCGAUGUUUUGGAGCCGAUCGAAGAUGGAAGAAUCAUCAGAAGCGUCGCUCUUCGGAAACUUGCCGUGUAG